AUGAAUCAAGGAUUAGCAAUGGAUGAUUUAGAUAUGUUAUUGGCAGAUUUGGGUAGACCCAAGUCUGGAUUGAAAACACCAACAGCAACUGUCAGUGUCACUGUCAAACCAGCAGACAGUGGAUCAAAAGUUAAUUUGAAUGAAAUUGAAUCGUUGAUGGCAGAUCUUCAGACAAGUGGUAAUCCAACUCCAGUUCCAAAGUCGGAACCAGUUUCAUAUAGCACCUCAUCAACACAUGAUCAUCAUCAUCACCAUCAUAACAAUAAUAAUAGCAGUGCUCAACAACAAGCUCUCGAUACAUCAGAUGAUUUGGAUGCUUUGAUGGAGUCACUCAACUCGUCGAUUUCCACCGCGCUCAAGAGCAGCAGCGAAAUUCCAAAGCCUGCCGCUCAGGCAACCACUACCACCUCAUAUACCAGCAGUGCCAAACCAUCGAGCACUCCAUCCACACCCGUCAAAUAUACAUCAACUGCCACCGUUGUCACAAAGAAACAGCCAUUGCAAGUAUCAAAGGCAGUAUUGGAAACCAAAGCACCUGCCAACCAACCAGCUGCCGCUUCACUCAGUACCGACGAUCUCGAUGAACUUCUCAAGAAUUUGAAUCCACAACAACCGGUUGUCGAUCACAAACAGACUCCAGCUCCAGCCAUUCCACCAACUACCGUCUCUGCCUCUGUCAGCAUUCAACACACUCAUCAACCAGCAGCAGCUCACAACAAUCACAAUCACAAUCAUCACCACGAUCACGAUCACGAUCAUCACAAUCACCACAGUCACCAUCACCACCACAAUCACAGCGCAUCACCAGCAGCACCAAGACAACAAGAAGCUACCUCACAAAAAUCAAAGGUAUUGGCCGGUGACGAUCUCGAUAAUCUCUUGAGUAACCUCACCAGUCAGAUGAACGAAAUCGACUCAUCCGGUCCAACUCCACGUGGAAUCUGUGGUGGAUGUCGUAAGCCAAUUCUCGGUGAGACCAUCCAAGCCAUGGGCAAGCUUUUCCAUCCAGAGCAUUUCCAAUGUCACAACUGCCAGAACCCCAUUGGAACCAAGAAUUUCUACGAACAGGAAGGUAUUCCCCACUGCGAGAAGUGCUACCAAGAGUUGUUCUGUGCACGUUGCGCACACUGUGACGACGCCAUCACCGAUCGUUGCAUCACCGCGCUCGGAAAGAAGUGGCACGUCCACCACUUUGUCUGUACCCAGUGUUUGAAGCCAUUCGAGGGAGGUAACUUCUUUGAGCGUGAAGGUCGUCCCUACUGUGAAACCGAUUUCUACUCGACAUUCGCUGCACGUUGCGGUGGAUGCAACCAACCGAUUCGUGGUGAGUGCAUCAACGCACUCGGAACCCAGUGGCAUCCAGAGCAUUUCGUCUGCCAAUACUGUCAAAAGAGUUUUGCCAGUGGAACCUUUUUCGAGUUUGGUGGUAAGCCAUACUGUGACAUCCAUUAUCACCAACAGGCUGGUUCUGUCUGCUCCGGUUGCGGUAAGGCCGUGUCCGGUCGUUGCGUAGAUGCACUCGACAAGAAAUGGCAUCCAGAGCAUUUCGUUUGCGCUUUUUGUAUGAACCCAUUGGCAGGUGGAUCCUAUACCGCCAACAAUGGUAAACCAUACUGUAAAGUAUGUCACUCUAAAUUAUUUGGUUAA
Heterostelium album PN500 is the source of this 1647-nucleotide messenger RNA. RefSeq names its product paxillin (gene paxB). The transcript has a single exon. Bases 1 to 1647 code for a protein of 548 amino acids. The record is from RefSeq and is a predicted model, not a curated record. Gene Ontology annotation, biological process: positive regulation of substrate adhesion-dependent cell spreading; cell-cell adhesion; cell-cell junction organization. NCBI's taxonomy places the organism in Eukaryota, Evosea, Eumycetozoa, Acytosteliales, Acytosteliaceae. Gene Ontology annotation, cellular component: focal adhesion; cytoplasm; cell-cell junction.